AUGCCGCCCUCCGCUGUACAGUAUGAGAUCGAUUUACCCUCGCCCCGAGCAGGUGAAUCUGAUGGUGGAAAAGGAGGACGAGGAGGAAAAAAGGACGGAUCUCAAGAGGAGGAAGAGAGCGGGAGAAGCCGCGGAACUCACACACUACUACUCCUACUGGCAGCAGCAACGCACCCGCUCUCCGCCGGCGGUCCGCCACGCGCUACGCAACGACAACCGAUUCGACGACGGACCUCCCAACAACAACAACAACACCGCACGACCACCACCACAACCGUACCACGACCAAGCGGCUAUUUCCCCCUUCUAUUCCGAGCGGCGAGACUUCGGAGACAAGCUCAACACUCGCCUUUGGCGCCUUCGACCGUCACCACCCACCCGCCGAGCCCGAGCUCCUGCCAGCCCCUCCCCUCUCUCCUCCCCUCUCCCCUACGACGCCCAGCGGCCACCACCACCACCACCGACGAUGCCGCUGCUCGGGCGUUCCGAAUUUUGUCCUCUCCUCCUGCUACUACUCUCCAACCGAUCGCUGACCAGUCACUCUUCUGCGAGGGGACGCGAGGACAUGAUAUGUCUCGAGCGAUCCUCCUCAACAGGAAGCAGGACAAGGACGUCAUUGCCAUCGGCGGUGUCGGCGGCUAUCUCUCGCGUCGUCGAGUGUCGCAGCAACAACACGUUGGUACCUCCCCAGCUGCUGUUCCCGGUGGUGUUAACGUCGCCACUGGGCCCAGCGGCGACAGGACACCUUCAGAGCUGCUUCCCGGACCGAGGGUGGAUCCACCACACCCCUUUUUGACUGCCCCGGCAACUUGUAUAAACCUCUCCCAACCACCCCCCGUGCGCCGCCUGUAG
Acanthamoeba castellanii str. Neff is the source of this 852-nucleotide messenger RNA. RefSeq lists its product as uncharacterized. The record is from RefSeq and is a predicted model, not a curated record. Lineage: Eukaryota; Discosea; Longamoebia; Acanthamoebidae. The transcript is spliced from 2 exons. The coding region runs from base 1 to 852 and encodes 283 amino acids.